AUGUCCGAGAAUGAACAGACCAUUAACACCAUUAAAACCCCUACUAACGAAACACUCGAAGCCAACUAUAUCGCCUUAAUAGGAGAACGAGUAGAACUUAAUUAUAAGUGUUCGGUGGCUGCAACUCCGUGGAUCACGUCUGUUUCCUGGCAACUGAUUUUGCCUGGAGGGCGAUCCGUUCCGCUGAUUAUAGACCAGCGGAAGUAUAAAGGAUCAAACCCGUAUGACCCACACUUAGUCGUCAAUGAACUAACGAAGGAUGAUGAAGGCGAAUAUGUGUGUACCGUAUCCAAUUUAUGUGGGAAAGGCCAGAGUGCACUUACUAAGCUGAACGUUGAAGGAGGUACCCCUACUGUCGAAACGCUCGAAGCCAACUAUACCGCCUUAAUAGGAGAACGAGUAGAACUUAAGUGUUCGGUGGCUGCAAUUCCGUGGAUCACGUCUGUGUCCUGGCAACAUAUUUUGCCUGGAGGGCGAUCCGUUCAGCUGAAUAUAGACCAGUGGAAGUAUAAAGGAUCAAAUCCUUAUGACCCACACUUAGUCAUCAAUGAACUAACGAAGGAUGAUGAAGGCGCAUAUGUGUGUACCGUAUCCAAUUUAUGUGGGAAAGGCCAGAGUGCACCUACUAAGCUGAACGUUGAAGGAGGUACCCCUACUGUCGAAACACUCGAAGCCAACUAUACCGCCUUAAUAGGAGAACGAUUAGAACUUAAGUGUUCGGUGGCUGCAACUCCGUGGGUCACGUCUGUUUCCUGGCAACAUAUUUUGCCUAGAGGGCGUUCCGUUCAGCUGAGUAUAGACCAGCGGAAGUAUAAAGGAUCAAACCCUUAUGACCCACACUUAAUCAUCAAUGAACUAACGAAGGAUGAUGAAGGCGAAUAUGUGUGUACCGUAUCCAAUUUAUGUGGGAAAGGCCAGAGUGCACCUACUAAGCUGAACGUUGAAGGAGGUACCCCUACUGUCGAAACACUCGAAGCCAACUAUACCGCCUUAAUAGGAGAACGAUUAGAACUUAAGUGUUCGGUGGCUGCAACUCCGUGGAUCACGUCUGUUUCCUGGCAACAUAUUUUGCCUAGAGGGCGAUCCGUUCAGCUAAGUAUAGACCAGCGGAAGUAUAAAGGAUCAACACCGUAUGACCCACACUUAGUCAUCAAUGAACUAACAAAGGAUGAUGAAGGCGAAUAUGUGUGUACCGUAUCCAAUUUAUGUGGGAAAGGCCAGAGUGCACCUACUAAGCUGAACGUUGAAGGAGGUACCCCUACUGUCGAAACACUCGAAGCAAACUAUACCGCCUUAAUAGGAAAACGAGUAGAACUUAAGUGUUCGGUGGCUGCAACUCCGUGGAUUACGUCUGUUUCCUGGCAACAUGUUUUGCCUGGAGGGCGAUCCGUUCAGCUAAGUAUAGACCAGCGGAAGUAUAAAGGAUCAAACCUGUAUGACCCACACUUAGUCAUCAAUGAACUAACGAAGGAUGAUGAAGGCGCAUAUGUGUGUACCGUAUCCAAUUUAUGUGGGAAAGGCCAGAGUGCACCUACUAAGCUGAACGUUGAAGGAGGUCAAAUCGAGGAGCCCAUCCCAGACAUGGUUACCAAGGAACGUAUUGUAAGCCGACAUGGACAAAUGGUGAACGAUUUAUCUGACAUUAUCUGUCCUGAAGAAAAAGACCAAUGGGCCAAAUUCACAGAAUUGCUAAAAGCGUUUGUGCCUACGAGAGAACUUUCAAAAAGCUUCCACAAAAUUAUAGACUACCUCAUGCAGCAGGAAAUGAUCACAUACGGUCAUUAUGACAAGCUGGCUGAGGUUGUUUAUCAAACACAUAAAAACGACUUAGACAUCAUUAGGAAGGCAGAAGCUGAUAUAAGAGUACUGGAGAGAGGAGUGACCAGCGAAGAACCAGUCGUCAUUGAAUGCGUCUAUGGUGGUGAAUACAAAUCAGAAUUACUAAAUAAAUGGGUCAGUCAAAUAAAAGCAGUGUCGCCACAGCUCAAACGCAGAAUUACAUGGAGCGGUUGUUCAGGUUCAAUUGUCCUUAGGUUGACAAUCAGCGGGGCAGAGACGCCACACGAACUGUCUGCAUUGUACCUAGCAGAGAAGGUGAAAGUGUAUCUACAAAAAGAAAGGAUUGUAUUGAAGGAUGAAUCUGGCGAACCUCUGAAACUACAGACUACACCGAAAGUAAUGAUACCGACAAAAGAAACACCAACCGUACGCUUUAGUAAAGGAUAUUACCAAUUCGCAGAAGGUGAAACUGCUAUUGUGAGAUGUGCUAUGGUCCUAAACUCGGAGGUCGAAUGUAUUGAGUGGUUUAGGGUAAAAGAUGGAACAUAUCAUGCUAUCCGCAUUAACAAUAAAAAAUACUUUGGCGGACCAAAAUCUCCAUCCCUUUGUAUCAGCGAUUUGAACGAAGAUGACAGAGGAAUGUAUAUCUGCAGGAUAAGCAAUGGUGCAAGUAAAGCUGAAAGCGAUAUUGCGUAUAUCGAAAUACAAAGUUCAGGUCUAUACAAAGCCAACUCAGAGGAACUCAUGAAGGAGCGAAUUGCACAUGAGCAUGCAAAAAUGGUUACGAAAUUAUCCGAAUAUAUUUCCCCAAAACUGGAUACUUGGUCAAAAUUCAGAGAGUUAAUACGUUGGGCUUUACCUACGGCAUACCUUGAAGAGGACUUGAACUCUAUCGUAGAAAGCCUAAUGAAGAAACAUCAUAUUGAUUAUGGUCAAUACCAAACAUUGUAUGAAGCUGUCGACAAAUUUGACAGGAAUCCAUCAAUCAUCAUUAAGAGUGCAGAAGCACGUAUAAAAGCAAUAAGAGAUGGAGGUAAGCACCUAUAAAACUAAAACCCACUAGUUGUUUAUGAGGUACUGAUCACAACCCUUACAUUUAUUUGUCGUAC
This is a messenger RNA of Mizuhopecten yessoensis (Yesso scallop), 2888 nucleotides long. Its product is annotated as basement membrane-specific heparan sulfate proteoglycan core protein-like. The transcript has 11 exons. The record is from RefSeq and is a predicted model, not a curated record. Gene Ontology annotation, biological process: cell-cell adhesion. Bases 1 to 2826 code for a protein of 941 amino acids. Lineage: Eukaryota; Metazoa; Mollusca; Bivalvia; Pectinida; Pectinidae. Gene Ontology annotation, cellular component: cell-cell junction. Gene Ontology annotation, molecular function: cell adhesion molecule binding.